UUGUCCUUUCAUCCAUUGCAUAAUCUGCCCACGGCCAAGUGUUGGCAAGGCUCGCGGGCUGAUGUGGGAAUGUGUGUGCACGGGUUUGGUCAUUUUAGCGCGGCGUUGGAGAGGAGAGCGUCCUUUACCCCUGCAGUCACCGGGAAGACGGCCCUCCGGGCAGUAAGAGGAGCCUGACAGAUUGAUCCGGGACAGGAGGCAGAAAGGAAGACUAUCGAUGGAUGGUAAACCGGGGUUUUUAAAGAGUGCGAGAACGCGGGGGAAAUAGCCUGCUCUCCCGCUUGUCUAUCCAGGGGAGGCCGUUUCUGAUGCAGCUGAGAAAAAUGCAGACCAUCAAGAAGGAGCAGGCGUCUCUGGAGCCUGGCAGCAGUGGAGACAAGCUGAUGGUCCUUAGUCCUGCCCUAGCCGAGGCGGCCGAAGACCUGACCGCGGGGGAGGAGCUGCUUCUGAAUGAAGGAAGCGUGGGGAAAAGCAAGGCGUCCACCUGUCGGAGGAAACGGGAGUUCAUCCCCGACGACAAGAAAGACGCCAUGUACUGGGAAAAACGGCGCAAGAAUAACGAAGCUGCCAAAAGGUCCCGGGAGAAGCGCCGGCUCAACGACCUGGUUCUGGAGAACAAGCUGAUUGCCCUGGGAGAAGAAAACGCCACUCUGAAAGCCGAGCUGCUGGCGCUGAAGUUGAAGUUCGGCCUGAUCAGCUCCACCGCCUACGCGCAGGAGGUGCAGAAGCUCAGCAGCCCCCCGGCUGUGUACUUCCCAGACUGCCAGCCCUCCAAGUCGGGCGUGGGUGCCUUCGGGGACGAGCACGAGCCCCCCAUGGCGGCCGGCAGCUGCAUUUCCGUCAUCAAGCACUCCCCGCAGAGCUCGCUGUCCGACGCCUCCGAAGUGUCCUCAGUGGACCCCAUGCAGGAGAGCCCGGUGCAGGGCAGCUGCAGAAGUCCCGAAGGCAAGUUCCAGGCCAUCAAGCAGGAGCCGGUGGAGCUGGAGAGCUACGCGCGGGAGCCGCGCGACGACCGGGGCCCCUACGUGGCCUCCAUCUACCAGAGCUACAUGGGGGGCGCUUUUGCUGGCCUGGCGCACUCCCCGCCGCUGCUGCAGGUCAGCCGCUCCUCCAGCAACUCGCCCAGGACCUCGGAGACGGAUGACGGAGUCGUGGGGAAGUCCUCCGAUGGCGAGGACGAGCAGCAGGUGCCCAAGGGCCCCAUCCACUCUCCGGUUGAACUGAAGCGCGUCCACGCCACGGUGGUGAAGGUUCCGGAAGUGAAUUCCUCUGCCUUGCCACACAAGCUUCGGAUCAAAGCCAAAGCCAUGCAGAUCAAAGUAGAGGCAUUUGACCAUGAUUUUGAUGCUACGCAAAAACUCUCCUCGGCCCUCGACAUGACGUCUAAAAGGCACUUGGAGCUGGAGAAGCACGGUGCCCCGGGCUUGGUGCACUCUCUCACACCUUUCUCAGUGCAGGUGACGAACAUUCAGGAUUGGUCUCUCAAAUCGGAACACUGGCAUCAAAAGGAGCUGAAUGGCAAAACUGGAGUUGUUGACGGUAAAGACGGUGGCUACAAGGCCUCUGAGCCUGGGCACCUGUAUCUGAAGCCGGGCAUUGCAAACUUACCGGCAGAGGUGGUCUCGCUCAAGAGACUCAUAGCCACACAGCCCAUCUCCGCCUCCGACUCCGGGUGAGCGUGCUGAGAGCUGGGGUCCGCGAGACGCCGCUCGCCACAGCUCCGUGUGUUUGUAGGAUGCCGACUUUCCACUGGACCUGCGAUGUCAUUUCACUGUAAUGUGCACAUGUUGUCUGUGGGUGUCUUCGGUGCACAGAGAUGAAGAUUAGGUUGUAUCACUCUGCCUUGUGUAUAGUCACGUAGCCCGUGAAAGGCCGUAUAUAGGGAACGUUAUUUUUGUCGUUCUGUUAAAAAUUGUGUGUGUUACCAGUUUCAAUAAAGGAUUGGUGACAGACACAGAA
Molecule: messenger RNA, 1959 nt
Organism: Tupaia belangeri chinensis (Chinese tree shrew)
Lineage: Eukaryota; Metazoa; Chordata; Mammalia; Scandentia; Tupaiidae
Gene: NFIL3
Product: nuclear factor, interleukin 3 regulated
Exons: 2
Coding region: 309-1676 (455 amino acids)
Biological process (GO): regulation of DNA-templated transcription; DNA-templated transcription; circadian rhythm
Cellular component (GO): nucleus
Molecular function (GO): DNA binding; DNA-binding transcription factor activity
Source: RefSeq, a predicted model, not a curated record